Molecule: messenger RNA, 551 nt
Organism: Drosophila navojoa
Lineage: Eukaryota; Metazoa; Arthropoda; Insecta; Diptera; Drosophilidae
Source: RefSeq, a predicted model, not a curated record
CACAAAUUAUAAUAAAGCAUCAAAAUAGCAGCAUGCCAUUCAGGCGACAUAGCAUGAAAUCUGAACAAAUUCUAGAUCGAGAGAAGCUAUUGCAGAGCAUAGUGCGAGAUCGUACCUUAUUAAACAAUUAUUUUCAAGACUUGAGAACAAAAGAAUGCCAAAAGACAGAUCAAGAACCCCAAACAACGACCCUAAGCCAGAAAACUUUGCAUAUGCAACAACGGGAUAGCUACGAUUUGUUUUUUGAAAGCGCUUGUAUCAGCAUCAAGAGUUUGCCACCUAAACUGGCAGCUGAAGCCAAAAGUCGCAUUUCACAGAUCAUAACCGAAUUCGAGCUGCGUGCUAUUUCACAGCAGGAAGCGCAACAGGAGAAGCAAAAGGAAAAGCAACAAAUAACCAAGACCGGGAGGCUGUCCAAUGAAUCGCCAAUGGAUCCUUCAUCGGAGAUCGUAUACGAGUUUGAAGCAUACAGUUGAAGGAACUGUCACUGAAUUACCUGUCAACAUGUUCGAUUCGGAAAGAAAUUUAGUGUAUCUGGGCCUUUUUCACAG